Trichoderma aggressivum f. europaeum is the source of this 1416-nucleotide messenger RNA. RefSeq lists its product as uncharacterized. The transcript has 4 exons. Bases 1 to 1416 code for a protein of 471 amino acids. Gene Ontology annotation, cellular component: Golgi membrane. Gene Ontology annotation, biological process: regulation of endocytosis; regulation of ARF protein signal transduction. The record is from RefSeq and is a predicted model, not a curated record. NCBI's taxonomy places the organism in Eukaryota, Fungi, Ascomycota, Sordariomycetes, Hypocreales, Hypocreaceae. Gene Ontology annotation, molecular function: GTPase activator activity.
AUGUUGACUGGAGCCUUGUCCAUGCUGGAAGAUUGGAGUACAAGUAAAGAAUACCAGCGGCGGCAGCGGCAGCGCACGGCGAAAUUAUGGGGUUUCAUGUUGGGGGCACAGGUUGAAGAGGCCCCGCUCCCCUUUGCCGCGACAACCUCCCUGCUGCACCAAGACCAAACAUCACGCGCCAGGGCUGUCGAGUCGUUGGAGGAUCGCCUUUUUUUGCUUUGCUACAACCCGCAGUCGCUGCUUUUCCUUUUCCUUUUCUCUUCCUUUUCUCUUCUUCUCUCUAUCAACGCUCUUCGCUUCGUCAGAAUCGCAAUGGCUUCCAAGGCCAUGUGGGAGGUCGAUCCCGAGACCCGGUCCAAGCUGGCUGCUCUGCAAAAGGAAUCCAAGAACAAUGUCUGCUGCGACUGCAAUGCGCCGUCGCCACAGUGGGCGUCGCCCAAAUUCGGCAUCUUCAUCUGCUUGACGUGCGCCGGCGUCCACCGCGGGCUCGGCGUCCACAUCUCCUUUGUUCGAAGCAUAUCCAUGGACGCCUUCAAGGCCAACGAGAUUGAGCGCAUGCGCCUGGGCGGCAACGAGGGCUGGAGGAAGUUUUUCGAGGAGCACGAGGACACCAAGAUGAGGGGACUUGGCUGGGACGACGCCACCAUUGCCGAGCGAUACAGCGGCGAGGUCGGCGAAGAGUGGAAGGAGAGGUUGACGUGCAAGGUCGAGGGGCGAGACUACGUCCCCGGCGAGAAGAGGCCCGUGACCACACAGUCGACUCCCGCCGCUGCGAAGCCGUCUACCCCCCUCGGCGGCUCCGCAAACCGAAGCCAGAGCCCCCAGCAGGGCGGAAAGGUCAAGGUGGACGACAGGUACUUUGCCAAACUGGGAGCAGACAAUGCCUCACGGCCCGAUGGCCUGCCUCCUAGUCAAGGCGGAAAGUAUGCCGGCUUCGGGAACAUGCCUACUCCCGACAAGUCCAGCCAAGGAGGUGUAAUGCCGGGGUUUGACGAUUUGCAAAAGGACCCAAUGGGCGCCAUCACCAAGGGAUUCGGAUGGUUUGCCUCCACCGUGUCCAAGACCGCCAAGACGGUGAAUGAUGGAUACAUUCAGCCCACCGCGAAGAGCAUUGCCGACGGUGAGUUUGCCAAGCAGGCCCAGUUGACGGCCGCCCAGAUUGCCAAACAAGCACAGCUUGCCGGCAAGAACGCACAAGAGGGCUUCACCAGAUUUGUCGAAGGCCCCGAGUCCACCAAGCGAAACGCACCUCUGGAUGCCAGCCGCAAGGACUUUUGGGAUGACUUCUCCAACUUGGCCGAGCAGCAGAAACCAAACAAUGCCAUCGGCACGAGUGCCAUAGGCAUGGGCAAGAAGACGACCCCGGGAGCCCCGGCCCAGAAGCCCAAGACUGGCGACGAGUGGGAUGAUUGGUAA